Medicago truncatula (barrel medic) is the source of this 1638-nucleotide messenger RNA. RefSeq names its product RING-H2 finger protein ATL54. The record is from RefSeq and is a predicted model, not a curated record. The coding region runs from base 210 to 1379 and encodes 389 amino acids. Gene Ontology annotation, molecular function: transferase activity. Lineage: Eukaryota; Viridiplantae; Streptophyta; Magnoliopsida; Fabales; Fabaceae. The transcript has a single exon. Gene Ontology annotation, biological process: protein ubiquitination.
UUUGUUUUGUUGAGAGGAUAAUUUUCCCUAUCAUUAUUAUUUAAUUAUUUUUAGAGUAUUAUAUACACUCAAUUCAUAUAAGAUUUAAUUUAAUUACAAAAUAUAAGUUGGAAACUUUGCAAAGUCAAAAUUGUAGACCUCACUUCAUCAUCAUCUUCAAUUCAACUUUGAUCAAAAUCUGAAUUGAAUUGAAUUGUAAUGAUAAUAAUAUGGGGUUGCAAUUGCAUCAUAGGAAAUUGAUGGCAAAAUUAUGUGAAACAAUAUGUCACACAAAUUGUUCAUCAGGCAAAAAUUGCACUGCUUGCUUCAAUUUCUGUAUAACCAGUCCAAAAAUCCCUUAUUACUAUCCUCCAUCACCACCACCACCACAACAAGAUCACCACAAAAUCAACAAUUACUUCAUCCUCACGCUUUCUCUUCUUGCUUUUGCUUUUUUUCUUGUUUGUAUUCGUGCAAUUUACGUCAGUUUCAGGUCAAGAAGAAGAAGAAGCAGCUUACGGGCACAACCAUCAUCAACAACUCAACAAAAUGAUAGGAAUUUUGAUGAUGAAGAACAACAGCAUCAACAUGGAUCUGUGGUGGAUCAUCCUAUUUGGUAUAUUCGAACCUUAGGUCUUCAUCAAUCUGUUAUCAAUGCAAUUAGUGUUUGUAAGUAUAAGAGAGGUGAAGGUUUGAUUGAAGGAACUGAAUGUUCUGUAUGUUUGAGUGAGUUUGAAGAAGAUGAGAAUCUUAGACUUUUACCUAAGUGUCAUCAUGCUUUUCAUUUACUUUGUAUUGAUACUUGGCUUAGGUCGCAUACCAAUUGUCCUAUGUGUAGGGCUCCAAUUGUUAAUAACCCUACAGUUGCUAGGGUUGAGUCUUUGGAGUCUGUUAUUGUUGUUGAUGAUUCCAGUUCAAGUUCAUUGGAACAUACACAAAUUGAUGUUUUUGAUGAAAAUAGUGGUGAAAGUGAAACCAAUUUAGGGUUUGAAAAUAGUGCUUUUGACUCUGAAUCGAGGAAUUGGGAAGAAAAUGAUGGAGGGCAGUCCGAGGUAUGUGAAAAUGAAAGGCAAGUUGUCGAUGUGGUUAGCAUCGUUCGGCCUAGGAGAUCAGUUUCUAUGGACAAUUUUGCUUUUGCAACUGUUCUAUCAAUUGAGUCUAAUGGUAAUGGUGAUUCAAGUAAAAUGAGUUUCAAUGAUGAUGCUAUUUCAAAGGUUAAUGGAAACGAGAAUUUGGCAACUACUUCCAAAGGCAGCAGUAGCUUUUCUUUUAGGCCAACAAGAUAUUUGCAGGGUGUUCCUAGUCCAAUGAAGAGGUCAAGUUCGUACAAUGGGAAAUUUCUUCUGUCUUGGUUUAGCAGCAAUCAGAAGAAGCCAAAUGAUAUUUUCAGAAACUUAUGAAUUAAUUGUGUUGUUUCUGCUUUUUAUGCUUACUUCCAAACGGAAAUAUACUUCAUGUAACUCAGUAACUCUCAACAAGCUGAGAGGCCGAGACUUUCAAAUGAAAUAUACAUACAUGUAACUCAGUAACUCUCAACAAACUAAGAGACUGAGACUUUUAAAGUUUUCUGUAUGCAUCAAAGAAAUUAUGUGAUGCCUCAAGUGUAUAAUAGUAAAACAAUAAAGUUACAAAUAAAUUUUGCUAAGUUUUUUGUUCAUA